GAACCGAAUCUUCACCUAUGAAUCUCUCGCGCGACAAUACCGCAAUACAUAAUCCACAAACGAAAACAUUCGAAUCAGCUGUUCUCGUGCAUGAAUCACCUGGGCGUGACUCAAACUUUGACAUUGAACUACCGCGCCACAGAGACGAAGCUUGUCACGCGGUCUACCGCAGAAGUUGAUGGAGGUUAGGUUCAUCGAUAUUGUCAGCCAUAAUAUAAACAAACUGCAAUGAUACAUCAUUGAAUCGCUAUAAAGGGCGAGGGGGCACGGGGCAGAAUGUUGUCGUUUUUACGAAAAAUAUCAGGCGGGAGAAAGAUAAGAGAUGGCAUUCUAACAGGGAACGGAAUGGAGGUUACCGAAAGUUAUCCUAAUCGAGCUGUAGCCUCGCAAGCAGACAUCGAGCUAAAAGAAUCCAUUUAUGAUUUACUUCGAACGAUCAAAGACCCUGAGAAGCCUCAAACUUUGGAACAAUUGGACGUUGUCUACGAAGACUGUGUAGAAAUUUCCAAACAAACACCUGGAGGGGUAUCUGUAAUACGCAUAGAAUUCAAUCCUACAGUUCCCCAUUGUACAUUGGCAACAUUAAUUGGUCUUUGCAUCAGGAUUAAGUUAGAACGGCAAUUAACAGCUCUUUUCAAGUUAGAUAUAUUUAUUAAGAAAGGUGCUCAUUCAACAGAACAAGAAAUAAACAAACAAAUAAACGAUAAAGAACGAAUAGCAGCCGCUAUGGAAAAUCCGAGUUUAAAGGAGUUAGUAGAAAAAUGCAUUCAGGAGGAAGAAUGAGCUUCUGAGUGAUUUUAUGGUGCUUGGGUUACAAUGUACUCUAGAUAGUAUAUUGUAGGGCCUGGAUUAUUUUUAUAUAAUACACAAUUAAUGGACGUUGCAAACUAUAUUGCAGCAGAGAACCAAUUUUAUUUAAAGAUGAGAAACUAUCCUCGUCCAACGUUACAGAAAGUCAUUACGAUUACAUGAUCCGAAGUUUUGUUAUAUUGAUCCAUAAAGUUCAUAUAAUUGUAAAGCAUAUUAUCCUGUAAAGUAUAUAGUAUCAUCUAGGAAACACAUUGGCAAAUAAUAUUGGCAAUAUAUUUUUAGAGCGACGAACCUUGAGUUACCAAUUGACUUAGAGCAAUUAUUCUUUGUUUAGCACCGCAACAAUUAUUUGCCAGUGAUGUGUAUGUACGGAAUUGACUAUAUUUAACUAUAAACAAAUUAUAAAAAGUACGUGCAUG
Messenger RNA from Megalopta genalis, 1229 nucleotides. It is a transcript of the gene galla-1, whose product is annotated as cytosolic iron-sulfur assembly component galla-1. The record is from RefSeq and is a predicted model, not a curated record. Lineage: Eukaryota; Metazoa; Arthropoda; Insecta; Hymenoptera; Halictidae.